GUGUGCGCCGUUUCCGGUCCCCCCGUUCUGUUACGUGAAAGCUGGUUGUGUAAUUUCACUGUUUUGUCUGGGACAUUUAGGCGACAGAGACUCUCUGCAGCGGGCACACAGUUCAUCUGGAAGACUCCCAACAUCACAGAUAAGAAGGUUGAAAUGUUGUCUGCUGUGGUUUCUAAAAGACUGGUGGCAGGGUUGUGCCGUGGAGCAUGGAGACCUGCAGUCACAGGGCUGGUAUCAUCUCGUGGUUAUCGUGGAGAAGCGCCAGAUGACACCAGGGGCGACCUGAUCGAGAUCCCUCUGCCGCCUUGGGAGGAGAGGCCCGGUGAACCCACCGACAUCAAGAGGCGCCGACUGGUGUAUGAGAGUCGCAAGAGGGGCAUGCUGGAAAACUGCAUCCUGCUCAGCCUGUUUGCAAAACGUUACCUCAACACGAUGAGUGAGAUCCAGCUGCAGCAAUACGACAGACUGAUCAACGAACCAAGCAAUGACUGGGACAUUUACUACUGGGCAACAGAAGCCCAGCCCACACCUGAAGUGUAUCAGGGGGAGGUCAUGGACAUGCUGAAGGAGUUCACAAAGAAUCGCAACCAAGAGCAGAGGUUAGAUGCUCCCAACCUGGAGUACCUGGACAAGGAAAGCCAGUGAGGUCCACAGACCUUUAGACCUUCUCAGAGACUCAUUUUAAGGUUAGACACUAUCUGAAAUAUCAGUGUCAUGACCCGAGAGGAACAUCUUUCAGAAUUCUGCUGUGUUUAUCCUGCAUGCUAUCCAAGGCUUUACACAUCUCCAUGAAAUACUGCGACCAUAAAAAGCCUCAGCUCACUCUUUCAGAAGAUUCUGUAAAAGCUGAGGUUUGUGGGAUAAGCAAAAAUUAAUGCAAUAUCAGGAAGGUGUUCUGAAUAUUCUGCAUUAAUUGAAUUGUAAAUUUGUGAUUAAAGACUGUAUGUUAACGUGCUCAGGGUGUGAGAUGCAUACUGAAUAAGCCAGCUGUGAAGAAGAGUUACAAGCUAAUUAUGUGUGUAUAUACCAAACAAUGAAACAGAAAUGUCAUCGACUCACUCAUUAGCUUAGCUUGUUGAGUUGUCAUGGUUUUCUCACGCUCAAUCAUUUUACUGUGCCUAUAUUACAGACACUAUGAGUUAUUUAAUAAAUGUUGGUGCUCUCUUA
Molecule: messenger RNA, 1167 nt
Organism: Notolabrus celidotus (New Zealand spotty)
Lineage: Eukaryota; Metazoa; Chordata; Actinopteri; Labriformes; Labridae
Gene: sdhaf2
Product: succinate dehydrogenase complex assembly factor 2
Exons: 4
Coding region: 154-645 (163 amino acids)
Biological process (GO): tricarboxylic acid cycle; protein-FAD linkage; mitochondrial respiratory chain complex II assembly
Cellular component (GO): mitochondrion
Source: RefSeq, a predicted model, not a curated record